AUAUCUUCAAACGCUGUUUCAUCUCAGAAAAAUCCGUUUGAUAAGAUACUGCACUGAUCCUGUAAGCGAAGAAGACAAUUUGAGUAGCGGCUUUUUUCGGGUUUGUGGACUGAAUUCGCUCCGAUAUCAGAGUCAUCUGGACUGCGGAACCGUUUGGCUGGAUUUUCUAUUACAAAUUUUCUUUUGUGCCAUUUCUCGCCAGAUUUAACCGUAAGUUGUUUUAUUAAUCUCUACCUUUGGUGGUUUUCUGGCCUUUACAUUCGAUCAACUCGUAAAGAACUACCAAAGUGUUAUUUUGGUAUUAAGAUUUUCUGAAGAUGAUGCCUGUUAACAGAUACAUGGAUUCACACCCCCCGCAGCAGGGGAACCAAAUGCAUUUCAAUCAGAACUAUUAUCCAAGCUUUGAGGCUGUUCCACCUGUUGCAAACGUUGAUCCAUCCAAGCCUGUGGUCAUCAAUCAUCCUUGGCCUUACCCUAACAAUUUUGGUUAUUCUGUUCCGUGCUACCCCUAUUUCCGCGAGGGUAACUUCCCUGGUUAUUAUAGUUAUGGACCUUGUCUUCAUUUUGCAUCACCACAGUUCCAUUGUUGUGGCUAUCAUCCUCCAUAUACUGAUGCUGUCCCUGUACAUUAUGCCCCUCCACCGCAUUAUUUAAGAGAGCUACCUAGGUACGAAUUUGACAAGCCCAGAGAUAAUGAUUAUCACUGUUGUGGGUGCCGCAACCACACACACGACCAGAGAAAUGGUGGAAGUGUGAGGAUUGAAGAGCAGGAUCCCAAUGUUGAAAAUAAUAGGGAUGGCUUUUUAGUUCCAUUUCCAUUGAAAAAUCAUCCAUAUCCAGUUUUUUGGAUUCCGCCCGAGUAUUUGAAGAAUGAAGAGCAUAGAAAGUCUUUGGAAGCGGAUGCGGCUAAGGAGGAGAAAUCUGAGAUGGCUUCUGUAGAUAAGAAGCCUCCUCAGAUUCUAAAGUUCUCUGAACAAGAUCCUGGAGUGUGGAGUAGCUGGUUUCCACUUGACAAAAGAAGUCUUCAAUCUUUUAUGCCAAGUGAAAAUGGGAGUACUGCAGAUCAGAAGAAUGAGGACAUCAUGAGGCAAUUUCCAUUUCCCAUUAUCUGGAUGCCUUUUCACAACAGACAGGGUGAGGCUGAGAAGAAAGAUGUGGAGAUGCACACCGCUCCAAUGUCUGUGGAAGAGCCAGCUUCCAGUGGCCAGUUACACCUAGUGAGAUGCCCCAAUAAUGAUGAUAGCAUUAAUAAAUCUCAAGUGACUAAUAAGAAUUCUGGCAGCCAGGUGGGUUUGGAGUUGAAGGAAAAAAGUUCAAAACAAAGAAGCAUUCCUGUGAAACAAGUAGAAGAACCUAAGAAGAAGGACAACUCUGAAGAUGUUGAGCAGAGAGGAAGAGAUGUUUCUUUGAAAAAUGAAGGAGAUAAUGUUAUGGGAAAAGCUACUGGAUCUAGGACAAAAAGGCAGUCAUCGUCCCCUCCAAAAACAUCAAAGUUACCUCCUGUUUGUCUAAGAGUUGAUCCCUUACCUCGGAAGAAGAAUGGUAACACAACCUCAACGUCUCCCAGUCCUCCUGGUUUCAAAAGACAAUCAAAAGAGACAGCAACGGACACUCCCACGGCUCCCAUUUCACUGGACUCCAAAUCAAAGAAUUCUCAGUACUUGCAAGCUCAGGAAAGCACUUCAAGCAGCAGGAUGGAAGCAGAAGGGAAGAAAAACGAGGUCAAAGUUAUAAAUGUUCUGCAAAGUAAGACCAGUGAAGACAAAGAUGAAGAACAGAGGAAUGCCUAUCAAACGCAACAGUUCCCAGUUAUUUCUUCGGUUGAUUCUGAAAAGGAGGCCUUCAGUAGGCUAACUGUAGAGAAGAUGGGAAAACAUGAUGAGAACUGCGUAAUGAAAGAGGAUAAAGGAUUAAGAGAUGCAGACAAGCUGGCAACUGCGAAAGCAAAUGAUAAGGGGAAAUCAAAAGAAGAUAAAAAAGAACUAUUAGAAGAAGAAGCUGCUGUGCGUAUCCAGUCUGCUUAUCGUGGGUUUGAAGUCAGAAAAUGGGAACCGCUGAAGAAACUGAAGCAAAUUGAAGAAGUCCGUGAGCAGGUGGCUGAGGUUAGGAAUAAGAUUUGUGGUUUAGAGUCCUCUCCUGAUCUUCAGAAAGAUGAGAGGCAGAGGGCAGUGAUUGGAGAAAUGGUAAUGAGCCUUCUCCUAAAAUUGGACACUAUCCAGGGCUUGCACCCAAGUCUCAGAGAUGUUAGGAAAUCUUUGGCAAGGGAGCUUGUAGAACUGCAAGAAAAGCUUGAUUUACUUGCUAAAGCUAAAUCUUCUGAAAAUCGUUCCAUUGGUCUUAACAACAUCACAGGCAUUGAUGGAGAACAAAAUGGGGAUGUAGCAGAACAUCCAAAUAAUGAUGUUUGUCAAAUGAUGGAUGUAGGGUCUGACACCCAGGGUACGGAAGCUUCAAAACCUCCCCUUGUCUUCUCAGAGGCGCAGAAGAAACCUGAAAGUGAUCUUUUACCAGGAUUUACGAAGCUAGAAUAUCAUUCAGAAGAACCAGAGGAUAAUGGUGAUGGAGAGUUCCAGUUUGGGAAGGCGCUAAUGGCUGAAAAUGAUGCGUCUUCUGAGACUGAGCAAACGUUCCAACUGCAGUCAGAGAAGAGUGGUUCUAAGGAGAAGGCAGGAGUUCAAAUUGAAAACAUAUGGUGUGACCGAAUUAAUGAGGAAAAAUCUGAACCAUUUGAGGUGAAUGAAUCAAAACAUAUUGAUAAUAGUCCCCACGAGAGCAGAACAGAAGAAGUGGCAGAAGAAAUUGCUGACAAGGAAUCUGCUCCUUCUGCUGAGGAACAAAGUCAAACAAAUAUGAUAGGUGUGAGACAGAACAAAAAGGGGGAAUCAAAUGUAUCUAGUGAUUUGACUUCUUCAGUUGCGGUAAUUGAUGAGAUGAACUUGCUGGAAGAAAUUCCAGAAAUGAAUUUACUGAAAGAAUUGCCUAUAGGAGUAGUUGAUGAUGCAGAACCUGAGAAACACGCACAAGCUGAAAUUCAGGAUAACGAAGUCUCAGCUGAUGAAGAUGUGGAGUGUGAAGCUUUCAUUAAUGCCUUAGAGCUGCAGCCACAGGAACUACACGAGGGUGGGCAAUCGACAAUUGAUGCAUCUUCAUUGGAUGGUGGGGUCCAAAGUAUACCUGGAGCAGAACAGCAGCCAACGGAACUGGUCAGUGAAGGACCAAGAGAGACCGAGGCAACUUCACCAGAUAAGGAAGUUCUAAUUCAACGCGAGUUGAGGCUGGCAGCGGUUGAUGAAAAACAAUCUGUUGCUGAACCAAAUGGCUGGCCUGAGGUUGCUAGUGAGAAGGAAGAUGGUUGCCCCACAAUUGCUGAAGGAGAUGCCCAAAAAACACAAGUAUUGUUGUUCAACAAGGACAAUAAGCAGAUGGAGGAAUCUCUCCCAGAGGAAAUGCAAAGAGUCCCCACGUUACUGCAGGCAGAGAAUUUAUCUAAGGCGGAAGAUGCGCAAAUUGGAGAAGAUCAGGAUAAUGUAGCCCAGCUGACAGCAAGGGAUAGAAAUGAAAAAAUCAUACAAGAAGAGGAAGAUCUCCGUGUGGUGGAGAUGGUGAGUGGCUCUGACAAAGUGGCUAAUCAGCAUAACGGGCUGGAAACUUCUGAUAGAGAACUUGUAGUCGAGGUACAAGUCGAUCCAAUUAAGCAUGACGAGGAGAAGGGAGAUUUGUUACCUGCAUCCUCUGCUGUCAAGGGGCAAGAGAUAGAGGUGGAAAGUGAUAGAAAGCUGGUUGAAGAGAAUGAAAAAAUGAGGGAAAUGGUGGAGAAAUUAAUGGAAGCAGGGAAAGAACAAUUGACAGUCAUAUCCAACCUGACUGGUAGAGUAAAAGAUUUAGAGAAAAAACUGUUGAGGAAGAAAAGGAAUGCAAGGCGGUGUAGAACAACAGUAUCUCCACCUUCCCGCGGCAUGCCAUCAAGCAAAUCACCAAAGAAGAGAGCUGCCGGUCUGGUAAUGUAAAGCAUAUUGAUUUUUCAGCUGUCUGAGAGUUAUGUUCGUGUGACAUAAAGUUGCGUUUCAUGUAUCUGGUGCAGUUCUUUUUAAUGUAAUAUAUAUUUGCCAUUUUGUUUUUGAACUCGAGAUGUAUUUGUGUCCUUAAAUAUGUUGUGAUGUAUUUCCACUAAACAUACUGAUGGGAAUAAAACGUGAAUAGAAAUUGAGAUGGGCU
This is a messenger RNA of Manihot esculenta (cassava), 4215 nucleotides long. RefSeq names its product BAG family molecular chaperone regulator 6. The record is from RefSeq and is a predicted model, not a curated record. NCBI's taxonomy places the organism in Eukaryota, Viridiplantae, Streptophyta, Magnoliopsida, Malpighiales, Euphorbiaceae. Gene Ontology annotation, cellular component: plasmodesma. Gene Ontology annotation, biological process: protein folding. The coding region runs from base 318 to 4007 and encodes 1229 amino acids. Gene Ontology annotation, molecular function: protein-folding chaperone binding. The transcript is spliced from 3 exons.